GAUGCCGUGGACCUGAUCGAUCUGAGAGGACGCUGUUUAUUUAUACAACUGAACGAAAGGAAAUGUGUCGGAAAGGACCGAAAUCUUCGUCAAAUCUCGGACUGGUUAUCGUAAAUAGACAGAAAAAGGAUUCAAAGAUGUGAUUCAUCAUCCAAGUAUGAAAGGAUAGAAGGCCAUUCUUGGACAAGUAUCAUCAGACUUCUCCACCUGCCAGUGUAUAAUCUGCUUGCAUUCUAAUGACGUCAGUGAAGUAUUUCAUAAGCCACUGUUUAGCCCUCCCCUUUCAAGCAAUGAAGUCCCUGAAUGAUAGAUGCAAGCUACAGAUCAUCGCCAUCUUAGAUGGCAUAGUACUGUUUGCUGCUGUAUGUGUGGGUCUGUACACCUGUUGGCAGCUGACCGGUGAUUCAACCAUCAUCCUCUUAACUGGAUUUGGUCUGCUCAUUUUUGCUUUCUCUGCUAUUCUUUACUACUACUUUGAUCUAGUCGACUACACCCUUAGCUUCACUCACCUUUGGUAUGGCUGCCUUCUCGGAAUCAUCUCCUUCAUGGAUGUCGGGCUCAACGAGGCUGCCCCUAUCACCAAAGCCACAAAUGGACUUCUCGUGAGCAGUCUUGCUGUCAGGAUGGUCUGGUCUUUCUCAGAGAGAGUUUGUGGCCAGACUAGCUACACAUCUCGUCUUCUCACCACAGUAGAGAAAUAUGAAUGUAUUGGCUUUGGUAUCGCAUGUAUGAUGAAAUCAACCUACAUGGUCAGCCUCUGGUUACUGGUUAUUGCAUUUUCAUUCACCAUUGCAUCUCUACGCCUGAAAGUUGCUUGUGCAAUCCCGAUUCUUGUACUGUUUGUAACCCUGUCGGCAACUUUCUUCUUCCGUGCCAUUGAGGUCCCAAUAAAUCCAUUUGCUCUUAGUUGCUUUGCGGGUAGACUGCUCGUCGAUCCUGCGCUGGACCUAUACUUUUGUGGAUUAUCAGUCCUAGAGAGGUGGAACUGUCUCAUUAAUCGUAGUCACCUUAUUCACAGACUAGUCCUGCUUCUUGCCAUAGCUUUUGAAGUCCUUUUCUUGUUGCUGGCAGGAGAAGCUACACUGACUCAUGAAGAAUGGUACUUUGCCAUCCCUGCCUAUGCUGUUUUUGGCAUCUUAUGGAUCAGUCUUCAUAUCGUCUUCAUGAUCACAGCUUGGGGCUUCAUUGGCAAACUGAGAGAAUGCAACCGUGCUUACCACGCUGUCAGCGAUGAAACAAAUAAGAGUUUGAGUGUAAUCAUGGCCUCCAAAGGAUUACGCUUCUUUACAACUAUAUCACGGCGACUGGUGGCUUCGGCUCUUCUAAGCACCCUGUUCUUGGGUGCAGUGAUGUGGCAGAACCAUAAUGCAGCCUUUAUGGCUGGCUGGCUCAUUGUGCUGUCUCUUGAGGGCAUGCUGCAUGGACUUCUUUAUGAGCUGGCAGGAGCGUUAGGGGGAACGUGCACAGCAUAUGCUGUUGUUGGCCCGUCCUCAUUCUGCAGAGCUGACGGAUCUGCAGUCCCCCUACCCAUGACAGCAGCUGAAGAAAACAGCAACCGCUCAAUGGGUCUCCUCAACACCAUCCAACGCUUCUUCCUCUACCACAUGAUAGACAUAUACAGCUGUGACUUCUCCACCAGUGGUCUCUCCAUGGAAUCCCUCCACACCAAGCUCAGAAGUUUUUUUUCUCGAUGUACGGACGAUGGGCCAAGGUUUGACACCUACUUACUGUACUACAGUGGACAUGUUCAUGCUAAUGGUGAUUGGGCUUUGGCUGACAAUGGUGUGCUGAAAUUUGAUCAGCUGUUGGAACUGUGGUCAUCCUUGGACCAGCAAUCCGGAUCAAGAUUAAUUCUUGUCAUGGACACACGCAGCGGAGGUGAAUGGCCAAAGCGAAUCCAGGGUGACGGGGACAACUUCAUGGCAAUCCAAGCAUCCAUUUUGAAAAAGUCUACAGACCCUGAGACGGGAGUCACUACAUCUGUUGGGGAUUUUACUAAAGAAUGGGUGGACUUCAACUGCACUAAAGAAACGGAUAUUUCAUGGCAUGAGCAGGGUCGGCGCACUAAGGCUGUCUAUGCCGUCUCUGGUCGAUGGAGUGAGUUUAUGUUUCAUCAACCAACAGAGAAUGAUAUGGAAAGCCACUGGCAGAGUAACUUUCCACGUACCACCCACCCACUUAUCAAGCUUCUGCAGAUACCUAGUGCAUUUGAUUGCUUAUCUUUGUGCUCUGGUUGUCUCUAUUGUAUUAGACGCUGGAAACUCAAGUGGCUGCCGCCAAAGAUUAUCAACACGGGGCACGGUUUCAAGUUGGUGCAAUCUUGAAUUGGAUUGGCCACAUCUAGAGGAUUGGUUAUAGAUUUAUUCACUUGUUCAUUUUGUACAGAAAUUAUUUAUUAUUUUUCCCAUACUCCCAUCAGAUCUCAUUCCAAUUCUAACUUGCUUCUGCGAUCAAACCAAAUGGAUGGAUACAUAAACAAUAGACUCUAACUAGUUGUGAAUGCCAAUAUACAUUUGUACAUUCUAAAUUGACCUUCACAAUUACCCUUCAUUUACAAUGUUUUUGAUACUCCUCAAAAUGGAAACCCGAAAUCCUGUGUGUGAAAUUAUGUUCUGCAUUAUGCUGUGUAUAUAUAAAGAUGCUGUGAAAAAUUGUGAACAGAGAAAUACAUCAGUGGUUUACAGAUUUUCUUCAUACAGGAAUGCUCCUGCAUACAUGAGUUUCAUCCCCAAAGAAUGUCUUACUUUCAUUGUUUUAAGUCUUUAUUAUCGAAACACUGGUGGAAAAGGCCAUACUUUGAAGAAGUUGAAAUAAUUGAAUUUCUUGAAAGAAGUUACUUGAACAUAGGAUAUUCAUAAACCAUAACUUCAUGAGAGGUAAUGUGAAUACUUAGUUUGUGCAUAUAAAUUUUUGAACCUCAUAUGCCCUACUAAUAGCUUUGUUCUAUUGCAUUGUUUCCAAAAUGCAUUUUAAUUUAUGCACCUUGUGGUGAGCAGUAUGUCUGUGUUGAUAUAUCUAAAGCUCCAUACAUAUUUUAAUGUAAAUGGGCAUUUUAAACUUUUAAAUCUGUCUUAUAUAAGAUUGCUCACCUGAAACUAUAUCAGCAUUGUAGUUGCUUGUAUGAAAUUGUCUCAUCAAUUGAUUUGAACACUUGAAAGGAAUUCAAUAUAGAAAACUGUAUGAAGCUGCCAAGGAGGGCACGGAAGUUUAAGGUACAUGCACCUAUAUGAAAUUGAAUGAGAUGGACAUUUAGUGCUACACAAAAAGUACCUGUAUGAAAUUGACAGGGGAGCAUGUACCAUUAAGCAUUUUACACAGGGGUAACCUUCAUAAAUUUGAUGGGGUGGAGGUGGGGGCAUAAUGCACAAAAGAUACUGGUAUAAAUUGGAAAUUGGACAAUUACUGUUGUACAUGUGGAUCCAGAUAUGACUUUACCAUGAGGACAUAUCGAGUGCUAUACAAUAUACUUUACCUACAUGAUAAUGACAGAUAUGGGGUAUUGGGUACUACAUGAACAUACCUGUCUGAAAUUUAUAGGAAUGAUUUGGAAUAGUCAUGAAGGGUAUAAUUUCUCUUACAUCCAGAAAUGCUUAUGAAAUUUGAGAAGUGAAAUUAUUCCCUGUCGUGUUAUUGUUACUGAUUAAACAAACUGGGAGUGAUUUGUAAAGAUUACAAGAUCAUGACAUCAGUUACAUGUACUUAAGUGUCUUUUUAGUGAAUUGCAUAUAUGCCCAAGUAUGUGAUCUUGCUGAUAACUUUAUAGAGUCGAUGUGUAAGCAUAAUUCCUACCAUGUGUCAAAGAGAAAUAUAGAUUUUUGUAGUUCUGUCCAUUUGGUAUCAGCAAUGACGACUAUUAUGUUCUGAAAAUUUCAUUCAUGCUGACGGUGCAUUGAUGUCUGCAUAGUGUGCUAAACAUUAGAUACAUAUUAGUGACAUAUGAAUAAAGUAAAUAUAUGCAUUUAAAAACUUUUUUUUAGUAUUCAUUGCCAUGUGGUUCUUGAGAUAAUACUGUAUGGCUAAAAAAGAUCCCACUCUUUAUUUGGGUUGAACUUUUUUAGGUGGGAGUUGUCAGGUAUAUUAAAAUUCCUACUGGAAUAAAAAAAAUAA
Lytechinus pictus (painted urchin) is the source of this 4107-nucleotide messenger RNA. RefSeq names its product transmembrane protein 168-like. Bases 237 to 2324 code for a protein of 695 amino acids. The record is from RefSeq and is a predicted model, not a curated record. The transcript is spliced from 4 exons. Lineage: Eukaryota; Metazoa; Echinodermata; Echinoidea; Temnopleuroida; Toxopneustidae.